CUUCCCCCCUGCCCAGCUACACUACAGGCUGGAGCCCCGGCAGCACGGCGCGCAACACAACACUCUGACAGCUGCCUGCGACUGACUCAAAACCCAAGAGGGAAAGAUGGAGCACAGAGAAGCCGACUGCAACAUAAUGUUAAUGACCGACUCGUACAAGGUAACACAUUACAAACAGUACCCCCCCAACACGAGUAAAGUGUACUCCUACUUUGAGUGCCGUGAGACGAGGACAGACCCGAGCAAAAACAGAAAGGUCAAAUAUGACAAAACCGUCUUCUACGGCCUGCAGUACAUCCUCCAGAAAUACCUUAAAGGAAAGGUGGUGACUCCAGAGAAGAUCCAGGAGGCGAAGGAGGUAUACAGAGAACACUUCCAGGAUGACGUUUUCAACGAGAAGGGAUGGAAUUAUAUCUUGGAGAAAUACAACGGACACCUGCCUAUUGAAAUCAAGGCGGUGCCGGAGGGGAGUGUCAUCCCUCGAGGCAAUGUUUUGUUCACAGUGGAGAGCACGGACCCUGAAUGCUAUUGGCUCACCAACUGGGUGGAGACCAUCCUGGUUCAGAUCUGGUACCCCAUCACUGUGGCGACCAACUCCAGAGAACAGAAGAAGAUCCUCGCUAAGUACCUGCAGGAGACCUCUGGGAACCUCGAGGGCCUGGAGUAUAAACUACAUGACUUUGGCUACAGAGGCGUCUCCUCACAGGAGACUGCGGGCAUCGGGGCCUCUGCCCAUCUGGUCAACUUCAAGGGCACAGACACAGUCGCUGGCAUCGGUGUCAUUAAGAAGUACUACGGCACCAAGGACCCCGUUCCAGGCUUCUCAGUGCCCGCUGCAGAGCACAGUACCAUCACAGCGUGGGGGAAGGACCAUGAAAAAGACGCCUUUGAGCACAUCAUCAAGCAGUUCCCCAGCGUGCCUGUGUCCAUAGUCAGCGACAGCUACGACAUCUACAACGCCUGUGAGAAGAUCUGGGGAGAGGACCUGCGGGGGCUGAUAGAGAAACGCAGUGCAGACGCCCCGCUGGUUGUUCGACCAGACUCUGGGAACCCGCUCGAUACAGUUUUGAAGGUUUUGGAGAUCUUGGGUAAGAAAUUUAUUCCAAAGGAGAACUCAAAAGGAUUCAAGGUCCUCCCUCCUUACAUCAGAGUCAUUCAAGGAGACGGAGUAGAUAUCAACACACUGCAAGAGAUUGUGGAAGGCAUGAAGGAACACAAGUGGUCCAUUGAGAACAUUGCCUUUGGGUCCGGAGGGGCUCUGCUGCAGAAACUGACCAGAGACCUGCUCAACUGCUCCUUCAAAUGCAGUUACGUGGUGACUAACGGCCUUGGGGUAAAUGUCUUCAAGGACCCAGUGGCGGACCCCAACAAGAGGUCAAAGAAAGGUCGCCUGUCUCUGCACCGGACACAGGGCGGAGACUUUGUCACCCUAGAAGAAGGGAAGGGUGACCUGGAGGAGUAUGGCGUGGACCUGUUGCACACAGUCUUUCAGAACGGGAAGAUGGUGAAGAUGUACACAUUCGAUGAUGUCAGAGACAAUGCCAAGCUCAAGGAGAGUGAGCUUGAUGAGCUGCAGCACUGAACGCAGCACUACUGAACCCCCCAACUUUUCACCCUAACCCCCCCCAAAUACCCCCCCUCCACCUUCUUCAUUUCACCUUUUGGCCUCUGACGUCACCUCCGGAAAACGGUGGUAAUGUGCACUGCUAAUACAACCCACUCCCAAAGCCUGAGAGCCCCACUACCCCCCACAAAAAAAAAAAAUGUUCCCUAAGAAAACCUAAGAUCUACCUUAAUAUUCACAGAACUUACCUUCACAAUUUAAAAAAAAAGAAAAACCUGCUCUGGGUCUCUAACAGAGUCGGGAAUUUGGAAUCAACACACACCUGAGGAGGGGAAAAAAAGCGUAAGUCAGGAAAUUACAGAUGAGUUAGAGGGAGAGAAGAAACCAUUAUGAUGACUUCUUCAACCUCCGCCCCAAAAACAAACAAAAAAGAAAAUCAGCAUGUUGCACUGAUCGGCCUAGACAUGUUGAAAAGUGAGACUGCGAUUGGCUAUCGGGGGCGAUGUGUUAGCAGACUUUUUCAUGCUGACACAGAAGCAAAUCAGAAGAUUGUAGAUUUUUCUUCUCCUUUUUCUUUUUUUUUAAAUAAGCUCCGAGCGCAACGAGCCCACAGUAAGUCCGAGUGAGGACGAUCAUGGCUGAGAGAGAUAUCCAAUUAUGAAGCCACGCCCACACCAGUGACCGUGCCCCGUGUAUUGUGUACAGAACUGUUUAGAAAAGAAUUACAUGUCUGAAUCUACUUAGCUUUGUCUUUUAUGUGAAGGAUGAUGAUAAUGGUAGUAUAUAAUGAUGCACCAAUAACAUUGACCCAAAAACUGUUAAUGUGUUGCUUCAUAAACAUGUAAACUAUAUUUCUGGGUGAUUAUGGAGUUCACCCCCUUUGCUUGCUCUUUAGCCGAAGUUAUUCAUCAUGUACUACCUGAAUAUUUUCUACUCUUACUCUGCCAAAUCGAUUGUUAUUGGUGCAUCUCUUAAGGUUUAUUAAUGAUCUACUUGCCAUUAUGUUGCCCAAAGAGUAUCCCCAUAAUGACAGCCCAAUCCAGCCCAGUCAUUACAUAAAGAUAUACCUUCUUUUUUUUUUUUACACGUGUAAAUUAUAAUUAUGAUGAUAGGUUAAUUAUAAGGAGAUAAUUUCCUAUUAACAAUUUGAUAUUCUAAAUAAUCCCAACAUGUUAACAAGAUGACAUGUUUAAAUUCCAGUGAAAAGUUUUGGAUUAAGCCCUCAUGGUGGUGAAUGCUCUGAAAACCAAUCUUUGGGUUAAAAAAAAAAAAAAAAAACCUACAUUGAAAUUGUCUUCACAGGACUGAAGAUGAUCUAACUAUGUGUUUAUGAAAGAUUAAAUAUGUGGCUCCCAGGCAGACAUGAAUUUGUUAAAUGUUGGUUCUGAUGUGCAGGAAUGAUUGAAAGUGUGUGUGGUUGUGUAGCGUGUGUGUGUGUGUGCGUGUGUACUGAUAAUUUCUUCCUCUGAAGGAUCGUCUCGUAUCCCUUUAUGCAAAUGAACUUGUUGAUCGAGGGAAUAAUCAACAACACUCUUCCAUUUACUUUGCCGGCGUUUUAUUUUGAAAGGAGACGCAGCGUUGUGACAUACAAGUGAGUGAAAGUAUCCAAGAGGCAGAAAAGUGAGACUCUGUCGCCCUCGAUAUCACUGCCCUAAAGAGGGAAAAGCCGGGUGUGUUGUUUGGAUUUGUUGCCGAGAUAUAAGUGAAGUCUUGCUUCAGAGUGCCACUCCCCUUUUGCAUUUGUGUUUAGUCACAUGGUUGAGUAGUCUAUGGGUUGAGUUGGCCCUUUUCAGAGUGAAGGGGUUUGAUUGGAGCAAGGGGCUAGUGACAUCACAGGUUAAAAAAAAAAGUUUGUUUAUACUGAAAAGCAAAAUAUGUGUGUUCCUCCUACUUAGGGUUUUGGCACAUAAUAGACACACUGCCAGUGUAGAACCACAUACAACUCAAAAAGAUUCCAACAUGUUAUUUCUGUCUACACUAGUAGCUACACUGUUGGAUUGAUUUUUAUAAACCUAUAUAAUAAAUCUAAAAGUAGUUUGAGACCAAAUGCCUGAAAAACUGAUGACAUUCCUAUCAGGCUCAAUUGCAAUUUUGUGGGUUUCUAUCAUGCCACAUUUUGCUCACAUUAGCACAUAGCUCCAGGUGUAGCAUCAAAAGGCUGCUAGCAUAGCAGUAGACUGCCUUUAAAAUCUUUGUUACAUGCUUUUUUUUGGCCCCCUGGUGCUUUUAAAUUCAUGGCUUCACACAUUUUCAACAGGGAGCUCACUAACGAUAACAAAACCUGCUAACUGUUAGCAGCCUCAGUGGAUCUGUUAGAGCUUCCGUGACCUUUCCAUUUGACCCUGCUAGAUUUCUGCGAUUUUUAGGGAAGACCUUGAAGAAACCUGUGAUGUCACUUACUCCAGUUUCCCUUCUCUGGCUCCGACUUAGCUGCUCCUACACAGACAAAGCUGGUAAACGACACAUGCAAAAAGAAAACAACACUUCUUUAGUUUUCCGUCUGUCUGCACUCCUCUCUGUUAUGACCUGUCACAUUACUUGUUGUCCAGCUUUUCUGGAGCAACAACACAGUUCAGUGUUCGUUUUGUUUUAUUGCUCAAAUUCAGAGGUGCAUUCAUUUCACUAUUUCGAUACUGUCUCAGUUCUUACCUCAAACUUCAUUUUGUAUGACCAAGGGUGGGGAAAAAAAUGCCCGAAUUAUUGCAGUAAAUAUCCUUAUUUACAAUGUGGCCAUACUGCCUUCUCACUUGUACAUACAACAACUAGUUUGACUGAAAGCAGAGCGGGCAGGUUAGGGAGACCACCACAAAAGAUGAUAUUAUUAUUUUUGUCGGAACAACGGUUUUUUUUCUACCAACAGAAGAAUAUCCAAAACAGCUCGUGUGAAUUGGACGUGUGUGACUGUUUUUGUGACUGUCAAGCUUUUAGCUUCUGUUUGCGCAUGAGUGUGAAUGUGUGUGUGUGUGACCGCCUUGUGUAUAAUGGAUGAAAAAGUGUUUGUGGAUACUUUAUUUUCUUUAUGUUGUUGUUGUUUUACUUGUAUGUAUAUGUUGGUUGUCCCAAAUCCUCUCCCAACACAACUGAUAUUUUAACAAACAUAACUUGCUAUAUUGUCAACAAUACAUUGAUUAAAGAUGCCACCCUGUCAAUUUGAAA
Molecule: messenger RNA, 4720 nt
Organism: Labrus mixtus (cuckoo wrasse)
Lineage: Eukaryota; Metazoa; Chordata; Actinopteri; Labriformes; Labridae
Gene: nampt1
Product: nicotinamide phosphoribosyltransferase 1
Exons: 11
Coding region: 107-1582 (491 amino acids)
Biological process (GO): NAD+ biosynthetic process
Molecular function (GO): nicotinamide phosphoribosyltransferase activity
Source: RefSeq, a predicted model, not a curated record